Chelonus insularis is the source of this 2928-nucleotide messenger RNA. RefSeq lists its product as uncharacterized. Lineage: Eukaryota; Metazoa; Arthropoda; Insecta; Hymenoptera; Braconidae. The record is from RefSeq and is a predicted model, not a curated record. Gene Ontology annotation, molecular function: 3'-5' exonuclease activity; nucleic acid binding. The transcript is spliced from 3 exons. Bases 145 to 2829 code for a protein of 894 amino acids.
ACGGUACCUACUACAGAUAAAAAGCUGUGUACAUAGAAAUAAUUUUUUCACGUACACUAUGACAAAUGCAUCGUGGCAACAUCGCAUUAUUUAACCCUCUCUAACCUAUAAAUACAUAUAUAAGAAUUUGACAGUUGUUUCAUCAUGGAAAAAACAAGAUAUAAGGGUAAAUUUAUAAAAAAGAAAACUCUAGAAAGAAAUUUGAAAGCAGUAGAGAUUCUCAAUAAAGGGAAACUAAAAAAACAAAUUAGAAAUUUAACUUAUUCCAAUAGAGAAGCCGAACAUCCAAAAGUAAUCUCAAGUAGCAUGAAACAUGGUUUGUGUGAAGGCAUACGUUUUAUAGAUUUACAAGUUUUAAGUGAAAAUUUACAAUGUGAAAAAUGUGGUCAAUUGUUGCAUUUAAAAAAUGCAACUGAAGAAAAAUUAGUUGGUCAACGAGUGAAUUUGUUAGUGACAUGCACUGAAUGUCAAGCUGUCAAAGAAGUAUACACGACUAAAUCACACCUGUCAAGUGAUAAAAAAACAAUGAAAAGUGAUGUUAAUACAAGAUUAAUUCUUGGUGCCAUACACAGUGGGAUUGGGUGUACUGCUUUAAAUAAAAUGUUAGCUUGUAUGAAUUGUCCAAUAAUUUAUCCAGCAUUAUAUAAAAAAUUUGAGCGAGAAGUUGGAUUGGCUAUUGAAAAAACUGCCAAAAAUAGUUGUAAAGAAGCUGCAGAAGAGGAAAGACGUCUUGUGGUUGAAAAUAUUACAAAAUUAUGUGAAGAACUCCCCGAUGAAGUGGUGAAGGAGGUUUACCCCCAGUUAUAUAAAUUAGAUCGUGAUCCCAGCAUGUCAAGUGAAGAUCAUACUGAAGAAUUUGAUGUGGCAGUAGACAACAUCGUAAACAUCAUAGUUUCCUACGACAUGGCUUGGUCCAAAAGAGGUGCAGGAAAUAGCUAUGAUAGCUUCAACGGUUAUGGAGCAAUAAUUGGAUUUUUAUCCAAAAAAAUAAUCGAUUAUGGAACACGAAACAGAAAAUGCCGCCAGUGUGGAAAAAAUGCUGACAAAAAACAUGACUGUCGCAAAAACUUUCAAGGAUCUGCCAAAGCCAUGGAGGCUGAUCUUGGUUCUGCUCUUGUUAAUGAUAGCUCGAUUUUAAAAGAAGCAAACGUGAAUGUUCGAGUCUUAAUUGGAGAUGAAGAUAGUGCAACAAUAUCUUCAGUACGUAAGAAUAGUGCACAUAGUAUUGUGAAGUUUGCUGACUAUAAUCAUCUUCGUAAACACUUUGUUAGUGAUUUGUAUUCGUUAAAAAACAAGUAUAGAGAAAUGGCACAUAAGAGCGUAAUUCCGCAUUUGAAGAAGUGCUUUGGAUAUGCUGUAGCUCAGAAUAAAGGGCAAACAGCAAAAUUAGCAUCUACACUUCGAUCUAUUCCAGAUCAUGUUUAUGGGCGACACGAAAAUUGUGAUUCUUGGUGUCAUCGAGAUUCUGCUGAUUCUAAUAACAAUACCGAAUCACAAACUAUUUUACUUCACAAUCCAGAGCUCUUCAAAGAGUUGUCAACAAUUUUUCAAAAGUAUGCAAAUAAUGCAUCGAAGUUUUCAACUGGAGCAUCCAGUCAGAGUAACGAAAGCUUUCACAAUAUGGUUGCACAUAAGAAUCCAAAAAAAGAUUGUCAUUCACUUAGUGAGGCUAGCGAUUUUAGAAUAGCUAGUGCUGUAUGUACAAAGAAUGAAGGUAAUUUGUAUUUAUCUAAAGUAGAAAAGCAGUUGAAUAUGAGUCCAGGAAAGAGAACCGCAUCUUUUUCAAGUCAACUAGAUGAAAAAAGACUUAAACGUGCAAAAACAGCUUCUUUACCAAAAACGAAAUUGAGAAGGGUACAUUUGCGACAACAAAGAGUAGAUUUGAGGAAAAAAAACGAGAAGUCAGAAGGUACUAUGUACGAAUCUAAUUGUGGUCUCGAAUUAUCAAAUGAUUUAUCUGCUGAAAAUAAUAUUAAUGAAGAAGAUGAAAGAUCACCUUGUCUUUUGAAAACAGUAAAUGAGUACAACAUCAUUUACUUUGAUCUAGAAACUUCAGGAUUUGGCAGAUCAGCGGAUAUUUUACAAAUCGCAGCUGUUGGUCAAGAAUCGGUAUUUUCUACUUAUGUAAAUCCAUCACAACCUGUCACAGUCUCUGCAUCAGCAGUUACUGGGUUAGAAAAUAUUCAUGGUGAAUUAUUUUUACAUGGUAAAAAAGUAUCUUCUAUACCGAUACACCAAGCUUUGUUAGAAUUUAAAAAUUAUUUAGCUUCAUUGUCAACACCUAUUCUCCUUGUAGCCCAUAAAGUUACAUUUGAUUCGCAUUUUUUAGUUCGAGCAAUUCAAAAACAUUCACUAAUAUCUGAAUUUGAAAGUGUGAUUAUUGGAUUUUCAGAUUCUUUAAAUAUCUUCAAAACAAAGUAUCCUGAUCGAAAAGGACCAGGAGUAUUUAAGUUAUCUGCAUUAGCAAAUGAUUUUCUACCUGAAAAUUCUAACGAGAAUUUUCACGAUGCAGUGUAUGACGCGAAUGUAUUACAGCAAUUAAGCUCAUUACUAAUUUCUAAAACUGAGUUUUUCGAUACAGCGGUAUCAUUUAGAGCUACUUUACAAUCUAUUAUGAGAUUACAAAAUGAAAACUGUUUAAAAAAAACUUUACAACCUCUUCAAAAUAUUAUUUCGUCUGGUAUGAUUAAAAAAAUCUCACAAGCUGGGAUAGAUUACAAUAAAUUAAAAAAAAUAUACCUACAGGAUGGAGAAAAUGCUAUCAUAGACCUGUUAUCUAAAAAAAUAGAGAUGGGACAACUUUGGUUACUAAGAAUAAAAAAAUUUUAAGAAAAAUAAUUGAAUUUUUCAAAAAAAAUAAUUAGUCAUUUUUGUUUUGCGCUCAAAUUGUCAUUUUCUUACUAUUAUUGAAUAUUUAUUAAAAUUCAC